Molecule: messenger RNA, 1843 nt
Organism: Zingiber officinale
Lineage: Eukaryota; Viridiplantae; Streptophyta; Magnoliopsida; Zingiberales; Zingiberaceae
Product: alpha-humulene 10-hydroxylase-like
Exons: 2
Coding region: 65-1603 (512 amino acids)
Molecular function (GO): iron ion binding; heme binding; oxidoreductase activity, acting on paired donors, with incorporation or reduction of molecular oxygen
Source: RefSeq, a predicted model, not a curated record
AUGCAAGGAAUAGAGCUCGAUCAAUCCGAUCAUUUAAGUGCUUCUCUACUGCACUGGCACGGCCAUGGAAGCUAUUUCCCUCUUCUCCCCUUUCUUCUUCAUAACUCUCUUUCUCGGCUUCUUCAUAACUUUACUGAUAAAGAGAUCAUCAAGGAGCAGAGUGCAUAAGCAACAAGUACUAUUAGCUCCUCUCCCACCCAGCCCGCCCAGGCUUCCUCUCAUUGGAAACAUCCACCAGCUCGUCGGCGGCCACUCUCACCGUAUCCUCCGCCAACUCGCCCGAACUCACGGACCCCUCAUCUGUCUCCGACUCGGACAGGUCGACCAAGUCGUCGCCUCGUCCGUGGAGGCUGUGGAGGAGAUCAUCAAGCGCCAUGAUCUCAAAUUUGCUGACAGACCCAGAGAUUUGACCUUCUCCAGAAUAUUGCUCUACGAUGGGAAGGGAGUCGCCAUGGCCCCCUACGGUGGCUACUGGAAGCAGAUGAGGAAGAUUUAUGCCAUGGAGCUGCUCAACUCCCGGCGCGUCAAGUCCUUCGCCUCCAUCCGCGAGGAUGUCGUCCGUAAGCUCACGGCGGAGAUCGCCAACAAAGCGUUUUCUCGAACACCUGUCAUUAAUCUAAGCGAGAUGACGAUGUCCAUGAUCAAUGCGAAUGUGAUCCGAGUCGCGUUUGGCGACAAGUGCAAACAGCAGGCGGAUUUCUUGCACCUGGUGAAGGAGGCAAUAAGCCACUUCUCCAGCUUCACGGUGGCUGAUAUGUAUCCCUCGCUCAAAUUCCUGGACACUCUCACGGGAUUGAAGUCAAAGUUAGAGGGAGUUCGCGGAAAGCUCGACAAAGUCUUCGACGAAAUCAUCGCGCAGCGUCAAGCUGCACUAGACGAGCAAGCAGAGGAGGAUCUAAUCAUCGAUGUACUUCUCAAACUUAAAGAUGAAGGAAAUCAAGAAUUUCCAAUCACAUAUACCAGCGUCAAGGCCAUUGUCAUGGAAAUAUUCUUGGGAGGGACGGAAACAUCAUCAUCGGUUAUUGAUUGGGUUAUGUCAGAGUUGAUCAAGAAUCCAAAGGCAAUGGAGAAAGUCCAAAAGGAGAUGAGGGAGGCUAUGCAAGGGAAGACCAAGCUCGAAGAGAGUGACAUCCCCAAAUUCAGUUAUCUAAAUUUGGUGAUCAAGGAGACGCUACGGCUCCACCCUCCUGGCCCUCUAUUGUUCCCGAGAGAAUGCAGAGAGACGUGCGAGGUCAUAGGAUAUCGAGUGCCUGCCGGGGCUCGAUUGCUCAUUAAUGCAUUUGCGUUGAGCAGAGAUGAGAAGUAUUGGGGCUCCGAUGCAGAGAGCUUCAAGCCUGAGAGAUUCGAGGGCAUCUCGGUGGACUUCAAGGGCUUCAACUUCGAGUUCAUGCCAUUUGGUGCAGGGCGAAGGAUCUGCCCCGGCAUGACAUUUGGCUUGUCGUCCGCGGAAGUUGCACUGGCUCACCUCCUCUUCCACUUCGACUGGCAGCUUCCUCAAGGCAUGAAGAUCGAAGAUUUGGACAUGAUGGAGAUUUCUGGGAUGAGCGCAACAAGGAGAUCGCCUCUCCUCGUGCUUCCCAAGCUAAUAAUUCCUCUGCCAUAGUCACUUCAUCUCCGCAUAUGAUAUUGCAGAUGCUUUAUAUAGUCUUUUAUAUAUAAUAAGAAAAACAUGCUCAUCCAAUGUUAAAGAGAUAUUUGUAUACGAAAUAAAUUAGUGAAUUAUAUAUUAGAUAUACUUUAUACAACUUAAAGAUUUUUGUUUUUGGUUCUUGGCUAGAUUUUUUCUAUGCCAAUUAGUAAUUAAUUUCUAAAUAAUGCUAAGAUAUACUUUUAAGGAUUAUAA